AUGGAACUGAGUUGGGGAAUCUUUGCGACGGGAAGAGUAGCAAAAGUAUUUGCAAAUGAUCUUCUCGUCUAUGCCACUUCACGAGGAGUCACCGAUAUAACCCACGUUCUCGCUGGUGUGGCUUCAUCUAGCUCUCUCACUUCGGCAAGACAACUUCUCCAAGCUAUAAACGGUCCACCAACAUGUUGCAUAUACGAUAAAUACUCCGACCUGGUCUUGAACCCAGAUAUUGACAUUGUAUACAUUGCCAGUCCCCACUCUCACCAUUUUCAAAAUGCCAUGCUCGCCUUGGAGGCCGGAAAACACGUUCUAUGCGAAAAGCCGAUCACGGUGAAUGCAGAUCAAGCCAGGAAACUUUUUUCGGUCGCAGCGAGAAAGGGGCUGUUCUUGAUGGAAGGAAUGUGGACACGAUUUCAACCUGUCGGCCAAGAGCUUCAUCGUGCCUUGAAAUAUCGUACAAUUGGGAAUAUCAUUCGGGUCAUUGCGGAUAACGGACUGGGCGUGGAUGAUUCGACUGAAUGGCCCCCGAGCGAUCGGAUGAUACGAAAAGAACUUGGUGGAGGCGCUUUGUUGGAUUUGGGUGCAUACCCUAUACACUGGAUACUGCAAACUCUCAGACCGAAUCAUCCGCUGGAUAUCUUGUCCACUGUCUCGAAGCAUGUUGAAACAGGUGUAGAUGAAUCCAUGUCAAUUCUUAUGAGAUUCGCUUCCCGCGACCCAACCGGUCCAGAUAUUUUGACUAUCGCAAACGCAAGUAUAUCAGCCGCAGAUAAUUACGAUGGGAAUACUCCAGUGGUUCGAAUUCAAGGCGAGACGGGCGAAAUUCAGCUUUUUGGUCCCGCAUGGCGGCCAUCGAAAAUGUGCGUGAUUAAAAGGGAGCAGUCAUUUGGUGCUGCAGACCCAUUGGGUACUCCACAACCCGAAGCAACAAGCUGUGAACGAUGUCGCAAUCUGGAUCUCGAGUAUAUAAUCGAGCGGACAUAUCUCGGACGUCCAGCUGCGAAACGCGCAAAACGCGCGAUUUUCAACAAAUCUCCAAAUUCAGAUAUUUCCAACUCACCGGAAAGUGCACAAGAUGAGGAGAAGUCCGUCAAGUUGUCGGAUUCGAUUCGCCAGUAUCUCUUUUCGGGCGCAAUGGAUACCAACUUGAUGCUGCAAACCACGCGAGAUACAAAUUCUUCAUCCGGUGAAGAGGAACUUUACCAUUCUAUGACCAAUACUGGUUCUUUAAUUGCCUCGAUAUUGGCCAAAGAUGCCUCGUUUGGAGCUGGCAUUCAAUUAGUCUCAACAUGGGACGCCCCACUCACAGACCUUGAUUUCAUUUUCUGUCCACCCACACAUCCCGAUUCGAUUCUGCUGUGUCGCUUCCUCGCAGCAUUCAAGCCAACGGCAUUGGCAACCUCACAGAGAGUUGCGCAUCAGGCUGUAAAGGCGGAACUGUAUAUCAAUCUUGCAUAUCGGAUCGCUGAACGUCUAGAAUUACUACCUGAACCUGAACGCGCACCCUUCACAGGGACGAAUGCAAUUGAUAGCGUAGAGAUGGAGCGUGACCUUAUUUUGUCUAUCCAGGGUCUUCAGUUGAUAUCGGAUGAAUUCCUCUUGGGAGACUUCCUGACAAUAAUGCUUGGUCUUGGUUUAUUCUACGCAUCCGUUCUUCGAGCGAGAUCUGAAACUGGUGAAUCACAAACACAUGCAAGUCCAGAUAUCCGCCGAGAAGAAGCCAUUCAGAUGGGUGAAAAGGUGAUAAAUACUCUCAUGACAACACCCAAUGAUCAGAGAGAUUCACAUUUCUUUAACUUCCUCCACCAUUUUGGUGCCCGGUACCCUGACAAACUGCAAGGGAUCCUAGCCAAGUUCGUUGAGUGUGGAACGAUCCGAUUAGGCGGCAACGAUUUCCAUGCUCCAGUACGCCCAAUCGUCCUGGAGAUUGUUAGCCAUUGCAAAAACAUUAUCGAGAACAAUCUUCUUCGAUUCAAAGUUAAUGGCAGACCCCAUCCUCACUUUGACAAGCAGCUUGAAAUGUUUACGCAGUGUGCUCAAAAAUUGGCCGCAAUGGUUGCUAUACCAGGAAGCUCACCCGAGGCUUCUUUUAGCAGCGGAUGUGUGUAUUCUGCAAGUAGCAAUAUGACCUACGGUCUGUGCGAUUUGAUGAACAGUUUGAAACUGCAGGCUUCACUGGUCAAAGACUGGGAUGAAGCUAUUGGCGUAAGCAAUAUGUCUUUGCUUACUACAGAUCCUCCCAUGCAUUUCAAUUCUUUUGAGGCAUGGAAUCUGCCAGUGUGGCCAAAUCCCGAUCCACUGGAGCAGCCUCCAGUAUCGCAAAAUAUCUUCGACUGGGCGUUACAAUCUGAGACUCAGUUUGAUGAGACCAUGUUAUCUUUUCCAAACGAUGUGCAUAUUCUGUAA
Molecule: messenger RNA, 2406 nt
Organism: Penicillium malachiteum
Lineage: Eukaryota; Fungi; Ascomycota; Eurotiomycetes; Eurotiales; Aspergillaceae
Product: Gfo/Idh/MocA family protein
Exons: 7
Coding region: 1-2406 (801 amino acids)
Molecular function (GO): nucleotide binding
Source: RefSeq, a predicted model, not a curated record